UGGUUGGUAGCCCGUGAACAACAAAACAAAAGCAAUCACGUCAAAUCUGUCAAACUGCCAGUGCUUGUAAAGAUGGCGAACGUGCGUGAUAGCGAUACUUCGCUGUGGCUUCACAAUAAAUUGGGAAUUUCAAACGAUUCAUGGACCGGAGGCUCGAUUUGUUCGCAGCUGAACCUGGAAGUUUUGCGUAACAUCAAGGAGUGCUUUCCUGAUCUGCAGACGCAAGUGAAACUCAAAUUGUUGCUGAGUUUCUUUCACAUCCCGCGCAGAAACUUGGAGGAGUGGAAAUCCGAGUUGGAGCAAAUCCUCGACGUAGCAUUGCAGGACUCAGAACUAUGGGUGGCAAUGAUUGCGGAUACUUUGAAAACCUACCCAUCAAGCGGCUCUUUAAAUACGGAAAUAGUCGAUGUGGAAGAAGUGCGGCAAAUCUUCAGCGAUCUCAUUUCCGACUUAAAGAAGCACGUGAAGAAACAAAACGAGCACACAAUCCUACCCAUGGAGUGCCACUAUCUGAAUAAAAAUGCCCUGAUCUCAGUGGUGGGUCACAAACCCGAGCCAAUCAAGCACUUCACAAUCAAGAAGAAACCGAAAUCGGCCCUGUUAAGGGCCGAUUUAUUGCAAAAAUCCUCGGAUGCAGCUUCCAAUUUGAAAAAAUCCAGCGCCCCCGUUAUUCCAGUGAGGUCCCGCGGAAUGCCUAGAAAAAUGACCGACACAACGCCUUUGAAAGGCAUCCCAAGUCGUGUCCCAACUCCAGGAUUCCGCUCGAACACUCUGACCAGCAACAUGGCGAAUAGGCCGCCACUAACACGACCGCCAGCUGGGCGGAAAGAGGGUGGCGUAAAAUUGCUGGACAUUGCCGAUCAGCCCUUGGGCUACGCCGCUUUGAAGAAGCGAAAGAAGCAGCAGGAAAUGGAAGAAAACCAAGCAAAGAAAGCGCAGCAGGAAAACCAGGCCUUGCAAAGCCCGACGCCCGCAAAGAAAGAGCCUUCGAGUACACCGGAUUACGCUGCUGGAUUGGGGAGUGCCACCCCCGCUUACGCUCCUGCUACUCCUCAACCCGCCGUUACCACGACCUCUGCGAGUCUUACGUCUACAGCCCCAGCCACACCGUCCGCACCAGUUGCAGCUGCCCCUAAAACAACUGCCAUUCUUUUGGCCACACCGGCAGUCCAAACAGCUCAGCUACCAGCAGCCACGCCUCAGUUGGCCAAACAACAGCCCGCUCAGAUUCAACACAUUCAAGUGCAGCAACAACAACCGCAACAGCAAGUGGUUUCGCCGCAAAUGGUCACUCCUCAGUUCAUUACUGCCCAGAAUCUGCGACCGGUUCCUCCCUUACUGGCCACAACUCCAAACGGACAACGAACCAUCAUUACCACAGAUCAAGCCACAGGAAUCCAGACUCAACAAAUCAUUACUGGAACUCCGAUGGUUGUAACUCAGAGGCCUUCUCAGCCGCAACAGACAGUGACUCAUAUAAGGAUACAGUCGCAGCCUGCAAACAAUCUGCAAAGACGAGGACUUGCUCUUACGCGAGAGCAAAUGCUUGAAGCACAGGACAUGUUCAGGACAGCGAAUAAAGUUACUCGACCAGAGAAGGCGCUGAUCCUUGGUUUCAUGGCUGGUUCGAGAGAUAAUCCGUGCCCGCAUCUCGGCAAUAUCGUGACGAUAAAGCUGUCUGAAGACCAGGAGACUGUGAUGCAAGCGGACGAUACCUGCGUCAACAUGCUAGUCGAAACCCACUUCCAAAUGAACUACAAUAACGGCGAAUGGAAACGGAUAAAAAAAUACCGGCAUAUAAGUAGCGAAAUCGAGCAUUUACAACAGAAUCAGGCAGCAGCGGCACUAGUAUGAUUGAAGCUUAAACAAAUGGAUUUGAGUAAGGAAUUAACUGAUUAAUAGUGGUUGCAAAACUUUAAAUUUUUCCACAACCAUCCAAUUACUAUGAUUUUGUAAAGAAUUGAAAACCCAUAUUUAUUAGAUAAAGCUUAUCUAAGGUGACGAAACCCGAACACUCACUUGAUUACUACACGAACCGUUAAGGCGAAAUAUAAAAAAGAAAAUAGUUUUAAUUUUAGCUUAAACAUACAAAAAGACUGAUGUAAAAAUACAAUAUUUAGUUAAUAGCAUUGACAACGCACGUUUUAUUAGUGUGAUGAGUAACAUUUACUUGUUCUUCCUCUGGAAAUGUUUGUCGGGUUUUAUCAAUCCAGUUCUAAUGUCUUAAUCUUAGUGGAUAUUGCUUUUUUGUGCAAUUGAAUUUUAAAGAUUUGCUAAACAGUUAACAUUGUCUAAAUGUUGGGGCACGAAGCCAUUUAAUUGCUUGUACAUAACCCGCAAAAGAUGGAUUUGUACGUAUUUAUUUCCCUGUUUGUAGUAAAAUUGUUAAAUAUCUAACUUUUGUAUAUAGUACUGAUAUGAAAUGAAUAUAUUGUAUUUUUUUCGA
Molecule: messenger RNA, 2446 nt
Organism: Dendroctonus ponderosae (mountain pine beetle)
Lineage: Eukaryota; Metazoa; Arthropoda; Insecta; Coleoptera; Curculionidae
Product: negative elongation factor A
Exons: 9
Coding region: 73-1854 (593 amino acids)
Biological process (GO): negative regulation of transcription elongation by RNA polymerase II
Cellular component (GO): NELF complex
Source: RefSeq, a predicted model, not a curated record